Teleopsis dalmanni is the source of this 2699-nucleotide messenger RNA. RefSeq names its product ATP-binding cassette sub-family G member 1. Gene Ontology annotation, molecular function: ATP binding; ABC-type transporter activity; ATP hydrolysis activity. Gene Ontology annotation, cellular component: plasma membrane. The coding region runs from base 388 to 2559 and encodes 723 amino acids. Lineage: Eukaryota; Metazoa; Arthropoda; Insecta; Diptera; Diopsidae. The transcript has 12 exons. The record is from RefSeq and is a predicted model, not a curated record.
AACAACAACAACAAUCGAACACGCAUCGUUGUUUGAAAGUUUAUAUAUGUAUCUAUGUAUAUAUAAAAAUAAACGCACCGCAAGCAAAGUGAAGUAAGAACAAAUUCUUACCAAUAACAAUAACAACAACUCACAGCAAGAACAAUUCGCUGUAAGAGCAGGAACCACAAAGUGCAGUCAAGAAAAUAAUUACCGUAAAAAGAAAAGUUGUUGUAGUAGAGAAGAAGAAGCAACAUUAAUAACUUUUGAUAUUCUAAAAGCUACAGCUACAGCUACAGCAACUGCACAAACAAAAACAAACAGACUAGUUGGUUAAAACGCAGUUGAUUGGGAGGCUCGUGUUAGAGAUAAUCGUAAAAAUUUAUCGUAUAAAGUGUAUAAAGUGCAAUGACUCUCCUGCAUCACGAUAUUAAGACCAUAGAUGGAAAUGGUACUGGGGGCGGAGGUGGUGGCGGAGGAGGAGGUAUGAACUGCUGUUCAAGUGCAGGCAGUUCUGAAAUAUCCAUUGAUGAAACUGUCAACCCACAAGUAAAUAAGGAUUUGCUCCAACAACAAACUAAAUAUGAAAAUAUUGAAGCAAAUUUUCCACGUUGCAAUGAAGUUGAUAUUGAAUUCGAAAAUGUUAAAUAUACAGUGAGACGAUUUUCAUUUGCAGAACGUAAAUUUGUUACAAAAGAAAUUCUACAUGGCAUUAAUGGAGCUUUCCGUUCUGGAGAAUUAACUGCUAUUAUGGGUCCAUCAGGUUCUGGCAAAAGCACACUUUUGAAUGUUAUGACUGGAUUUCGUUCUACUGGCGUGACUGGUUCAAUAUCAGUAAACGGAAAAUCUAUAUCUACAAAUUCUUCCAAAUUUCGUGAGCUAUCCUGUUAUAUACAUCAGGAUGAUUUACUACGCCCACAGUUGACUGUAGGCGAAACAAUGAUGCUUGCCGCUCACUUAAAGUUGGGAUAUAACGUCACCAAAGAACACAAACUUAAUUUGAUUAAACACAUUUUAACACUCUUGGGUUUAGAACACCGUUACAAUGUAUUUACAAUUAAAUUAUCUGGUGGGCAGAAGAAACGUCUUGCAAUUGCUUUGGAACUGAUAAGCAAUCCACCAGUGCUAUAUUUAGAUGAACCAACAACCGGUUUAGACAGCUCAUCAUGUAGUCAAUGUGUUUCACUGUUAAAAAAAUUGGCAUCUCAAGGUCAUACGAUUGUUUGCACCAUACAUCAACCUAGUGCAUUGUUAUUUGAAAUGUUCGAUAAGCUAUAUACAGUUGUGGAAGGAAAUUGUAUCUACCAAGGCAAGGUACGCGAGCUGAUCCCAUUCUUAAGUGAUCAGGGUUUAAUAUGUCCAAGUUAUCACAACCCAGCAGAUUUCUUAUUGGAAGUUGCUGUUGGUGAACAUGAACGUGAUUUGAAUAAACUAAUUAAUGCGGCGAAUAAAAAGUAUUACGAAGACGUCGAUUUGAAUCAAUUAAAUAGACGCGUAACGCAACUUAUAACCAAAAUACAGGAGAAUAUUGAACACAAAAAUUGUAGCAAAAGCAGCGGAACUAGCAAAAGUUUAAAACCCUUCUCAUCCGGUCGUUUAGCACAAUUUGCAGCCUUCGACUAUGUAAAACCUAAUGUGGAUGAAAUGGCUUUAGAGGAAAUCAAAGCACUAAAUGGAACGGGAACAGGUGGUAAACAGAUAAAUAAUAUCGAAAACAUUCAUCGGACUAAUAUGCAGCAGGCUUCGUUUCUAAUGCAAUAUUUGCUUUUAUUAAAGCGUAUUUUCGUGUGUUCGCAGCGCAAUUGUUUUUUGCUUUUGGCCCGACUUCUGUCGCACAUUGCUAUUGGCGUCGUCUUUGGUUAUUUGUAUCUGCAAGUGGGUGACAAAGCUUCCACCGUUUUGGGUAAUUAUGUUUAUCUCUAUGGUACGAUGUUAUUGCUGGUUUAUACAGGCAAAAUGGCUGUGGUUCUUACAUUUCCAUUGGAAAUUGAUAUGUUAACACGUGAGCAUUUCAAUCGUUGGUACAGUCUGGGUCCGUAUUUCUUGUCAUUAUUAUCAUUCGAAAUUCCAUUCCAGAGCAUCUGUGCAGUCCUUUAUAUGGCUAUAAGUGUUUAUCUAACAGGAAAUAACAGCGAUGCAACAUUUCGUAUAUACUAUUUCAUCAUUCUUGGAGUUUUGGCAACAUUAAGUGCGCAAGCUUGGGGAUUCUUUGUUGGUGCCACAUUACCAACUAAAAUAGCGGUGUUUUUAGGUCCUAUACUGGCAGUGCUGUUCUCGGUAUUUGGAUUUUGUUCGCGUUAUAUUGAUAUAACACCUAUUUUUCGCUGGAUGUGGCAUAUAAGCUAUUUUCGUGCCGGUUUUCAUGGUGCCUUAAAUGCUAUAUAUGGCAUGGAUCGUCCAUUUUUACCUUGCCCCGAGACGACAAUGUACUGUCAUUUCCGCAGUCCUAAGGUCUUUCUCAAUUACAUGAUGAUCUCGGAUGUUAGUAUGAGCGAUUGCGUGUUGUUAAUGGUGAUAGUUAUUGGCGUAAUGCACAUACUGACAGUGAUUACACUCUGGCAUAAGCUCAAUAAGCGUUAAGUCAAGAAGUUGGUGUUGGUCAAGAAGUUAACCAAGCAACAGUGCUGUCAUGCGGCAUAUCGACUGUGAUGAGGACAAAAUAUAAAAUAAUUACAAAACUUGCUACCAAAACAAAACAAAAAGAAAAUAACUAAAUUUUG